GCUCAGCCCUGUAGUCCUCGCUGUCUGUAUCGAUGAAGUUGUUUCAAAGAUGGCGGAUUUCCUGCCGUCCCGCUCCGUUUUAUCUGUAUGUUUCCCUAACUGUCUCCUCACGAGUGGCGAGGCAGAACAGUUACGGAAAUCUAAAGAGAUAGAUAAAUGUAUUAAUCGAGAUAAGACUUAUGUUAAAAGGCUAGUAAAGAUCCUAUUACUUGGAGCAGGCGAGAGCGGCAAGUCCACUUUCCUCAAGCAGAUGCGCAUUAUCCAUGGGCAGGACUUCGAUCAGAAGGCCAAAGAAGAAUUCAGAGCCACGAUUUUUAGUAAUGUUAUAAAAGGUGUCCGAGUGUUGGUGGAUGCUCGAGAGAAGCUACACAUCCCAUGGGGCAACCCGUCCAACCAGCAGCACGGAGACACCAUGAUGGCCUUUGACACUCGGUCAGCGAUGGCCCACGGUCACGGCAUGGUGGAGGCCAAAGUUUUUCAGCACUACCUGCCGUCCAUCCGCGCCCUGUGGGCCGACCAGGGCAUCCAGAACGCCUACGACCGCCGCAGGGAGUUCCAGCUGGGGGAAUCGGUCAAGUAUUUCCUGGACAAUUUGGAAAAGCUCGGACAGUCGGACUACCUCCCCAGCCAACAGGACAUCCUCCUGGCCAGAAAGCCCACUAAGGGCAUCCACGAGUACGACUUUGAGAUUAAGAACGUGCCCUUCAAGAUGGUGGACGUGGGCGGUCAGCGCUCUGAGAGGCGGCGCUGGUUCGAAUGCUUUGACUCAGUCACGUCCAUCCUCUUCCUGGUCUCCUCCUCUGAAUACGACCAGGUGCUGAUGGAGGACCGGCAGACCAACCGGCUGAGAGAGUCCCUCAACAUUUUUGAGACCAUCGUCAACAACCGGGUUUUCAGCAACGUCUCCAUCAUCCUGUUCCUGAACAAGACGGACCUGCUGGAGGAGAAGGUGAAGCAGGUGUCUAUCAAAGACUACUUCCCGGAGUUCUCGGGCGACCCCACGAGCCUGGUGGACGUCCAGCGCUUCCUGGUGGAGUGCUUCCGCAAGAAGCGCCGCGAGCAGCAGCAGAAGCCGCUGUACCACCACUUCACUACGGCCAUCAACACUGAGAACAUCAGGCUGGUGUUCCGGGAUGUCAAGGACACCAUCCUUCACGACAACCUCAAGCAGCUGAUGCUGCAGUGAGGGGACUGGGCCAGGAGGAGGUGGAGGCAGCAGACGGAAAGUGGGCGUCAAGGGGUGCCCUUUUUCCUUACCCUUCCUGCCACCACCAGCCUGUAAGGGGAGCGGGCAGUGUCACUUUUGAACUUUGACUGUGUAUUAAAGCCACCACUACUACCGCCACCCCCCCUCCACACACACACACACAGACACACACACACACUUGUUCUCUGCCUUACUGAGCUUGUUCACUGUGACUUAUAACAGCUGCCUUUGGCUCAGAGUCCCGAUCACCGUUUGACCCUUUAAACCACUGUAAAUGACCUCUAACCCCCACUCUCUGCGGUGGACCUUCCUGAUAUCUUUUCUGGUAUAUCCUCCCUAUGUGUUGCUCUGAUUCACAUCCACACACUGUCCUUCCUUCUGUGCUGCUCUGACCUCUGUUGAUAGGGAUGGAGAGGGGGGCAGGGCCUUGUUUUUUCUCCUGCUGGCCACACCCCCGGCAGUAUCGGUGGUUCAGCAGCUGUUGCCAGGUGUUGCCUUCGUGGUGCAGAACGUCUUUUGUUUUAUCUUUGGUUUUACACCUGCUUUCCACCGGCGCUUGGUGAUGACAUCGCUGGGCCGAGGCGGAGAUUUCCUCUGAGAGCAGUGGAACCGGACAGAACAGAGCUCACACACACACACACUCAUGCACACAGCCACAUAGACUUGUUUCACUAUCCCCUAACCCUAAUCCUAAUCAAAACCCAAUUCUAACCCUAAAGUCAAGUCUUACCCCUCAAACAGCAGUCUCUGCAUGGGGACCACAAUGGUUUAGACUUCAUGGGGUUAGUGUGCAGUCCCCACCAGAAGCCUAAAGGCACACACGCACACACACACACACACACACACAUAGGAAUUCCUCUUCACUUAAGUCCACUUAAUUCUAGUUUUCUAAUCAUUUUGUUUCUUUUUCUAAUCUAUGAAUAUACUGUAUGUACCUAUGCAUUUUUUCUUUAACUUAUAUUUUAUAGGGGUUUACACUUUGUGGAUUUGUGACUGCUGAUGGACUCUGUUACAGUUAAUUAAGAAGGAGGGGGGGUGGGGGGGGCGCAGGUGAGAGCACAGACACAAACUAACAGACCACUUGUAAAAUAAAGCUGCGUGCUGUCAGGCUAGCUAGUGCAGGUUGUAUUUUGCUUUUUUUUUUUUUUUUCUUCUCAGGGCACAUUGUGAACCACUUCUCUGUGACUUUGAAGUCAAGCAGGACUCUCAUGCCUCUGCCCCUCCACACGUCAAAUAACAGAUUGUAUAGUUUUGUUUGUUUUUUUCCCCUCUGAGUGUGUGUCAGUGGGGGAAAAAAAAAAAAAAAAAGAAACUCCUCGCCCCUCUAAAGCACAACUUUGGCCAUCUUCAACCCGGAGCACGUUCAUCAUCAGGGUCUUCGUGACCCCCAUUUCCCCCCCCUGUUAUUAACGUGAUUUGUAUCUUGCUGUAAAUCUGAGGGAUGACCUCUGACCACAGACCUCUGCAUUUCCACCUGGUAUUAAUAAGUAGUGUCAUGAUCUCAAUUCUUAGCUUAAUUUCUGUUUGAUAACCGAUCAAAUCAUGUGGUUGGCACGUCUGGUAGCAUUCCUAUCGCCAUGAAAACAUAAUCCAGAGGCAGAUCACCAGUGGUAAUUGCAGGGUUACACGGGGUCAUCUAAAAUCUCCUCUGUAAUGAGAGCGUGAACAUGCACUCGUUUGCUUUGGCAGGCUUCAACAGAUUUCUUGUCUGUCAGUCAUGUGAAUGAAGCGUAAAAGCGGUGUGGGGUGUUGCAAACUCAAGCUGAGCAGCGGAGAUCCAGGAGUUCUCAGUGGUACCUGGAUCUUGGAGCAAACCGUGCCACAAGGUGUAGCCUGCAAAAAAAAAAAAAAAACAUCAUGACCUCUAAGCACAAGCAUCACGUAGUUUGACUGUUGGAAUCACUGCGAUCCUGUGACCGUUGUGGCCUCAGUGAAUUCAUUUCUCAUAGGGUGACGAUGAAAGAUGUGGUCAAGGUUGAAAGUGGCCAGAUUUCUACUCACGAUCUCAUCCAAGCCUGUACUGUUUUCUUUCUCUCUCAGUUUGUCUUACCACCUUAAGAAUCUUGUGUUAUACGACUAGCUACCAGGUGACUCAGUCUUUCUUUUGCUGUCGUUUGUUUUUUCCCAAAGGUACCUGUUUAAUUCUGUCCAUCUUUCCCUUCCAUACAUCCUUAACUUAAGAAAGAAAAGGGAUAAAGCCAGCCUGUAUGUUCCUAUGAUCCUUAGCUAUUAGCUGGCUGCUCUCACUGUUGUGUACAGGUCAUGUGUAGUUAACAUUGUUCUCUUAACGUUGUCAUCAUGUAUCUCUCGCACAGACCUCACUGUCGUCUGUUAACAGCUGAUGAAACACUCCACACAGAUUUGUUGUCUAUGACCGCAAGUGUUAUGUUUCUUUGUAGUCGUUGUGGACGUGUGUUUCUUUAAAAUGAAAGCAGGCGUCUGGUGGAUUGUCUCGAGGUGUAUUAGGGAGGUGGUCCCAUCAGUUGGCUUCGUCCAGUGGGUUGGGGACAUGAAUGGGACAUGGAGUCCUGCGGGUAACUGGCUCCACUGGCACAUGCUAGAAGGAAAAUAACCAAGAUGAUAAAAAAAAGCCCCCCCCCCCCCCCCCCCACCACCCCACACACACACUUGAUUGACAGAUAAAGGUCUUAUUGUUUCAACAAAUAGAUCAUAAUCGUCUACAUACAUCAGCAUAGCUACGUUAUCUUACUUUUUAAAGUCCUGUCUUUAUAGUUAUAAUUGCUAAUGGCAGCUAAUCACUGAAAAGACUGAAUAACACCCUGUUUUUCUGAAACACGCCCCAGUUACCCCACCACCACAGACAGCCCCCCUCCCCCUUUCCUCUGACAGGUUGUUGCUGUGGUGUCUUACCCCACUACUUGCUUUUUAGUGGCUGACCUGGCUACUGUGUUUUAACCGUGCUGCUCUGAGUUCAAGAUGGCCGACAGGGACCCUACGUGUUACCUGGGUCUCUGGUUAAGUAACCCAAGAAAAGUGGACUUAGUGUUUUAAAGAACCUAACCAGUGCAGCUGCAACAAUUUAGCCUGGUUACCUUUUAAUGUUUUAUAAAAGAAUUUUUUUUUUUUUUUUUUUAAAUGAACGCAGACACCACGGUCUCAGCAACAGUUCAGGACGUUUUCAGUUGUUUGCGUGUUUGUCGGUUUUCAAGCAGGAAGCAGGAUUUGUAGUCUGUGGGCUAAAACGUGCUAAUUUUUCGAGCCGCAGCUAAUGCAGCGGGCGUCAAAAAGAGCAGGUGCUGUGCUCACACCGCUCGGUGUAGUGACUUCAGCGUGCCACGUGACGCUUCGAUUUCUGUCUACAUCAUCCUCUGCGUGCUCCUGUUUUCUGCUCACAUUUGCAGGAGGAAUCAGUUGGAUACCAGACUCACUGCAGCCUUACGUUAGCCUUGAGUAAAUGAUGGCCUUAACCACUGACAGGAGGGGGGGGGAAAUGGACGUCUGGAGACAGACAAGUCAGAUCCUCUUUGUCCCCACAGAGCUGUAUCAGCGUCCAAGUCCCCCACCCCCCACCCGCCCCGACCCCUGCCCUCUCAGAGACCAACAAGGAGCCUGCUGUCACACGACAUGUGUGCUUUUUCUACCAAAAGCUCAGUGAAUUCCUCAAACUGUGCAGUGUCCGUCAGCAUGAUUCUCCCUCCGUCAGUCUGUCUGCGCUGGGAUGAAGCAGCCUCUGUGUGUGUCCUGUCUUCUGCUGCUCAGACAGCCUAAAGCUAAACAGCCAGCAGAGGCCUCUUUGUUUGGAUUCAGACUGUUGUGUCAUGUCAUCACUGCAGGGCCAGAAGAAAGUCUGUAGUUAUACAAACACACACACAGACACACAAACACGCUCCAUGAAGUCACAGCAGAGCAGGCCCGUGUCCUGUUACAGCCUCUGCUCCGAUCAUCAGAGCUCAGAUGGGCGAGCAGUGAUGUCCCACAUGCUGCUACACACGUCUCUGCUCUUUAACGGAGCGUCUGUGGUCCAACAUGUGUCCUCAGCGUCUGGUCAGGACUCUGAGGAGACACUCACUCGCCCUCCUGCACCUGAUCCAGGACUUUAUGGGGGAAGGGGGGGCGGGGGGGGGGGGGGGGGGGGGGGUGAGUUCUGAGAUUCCUCUGGAUUCUGAACAAAGUCUGUGAAUUUGAUGUUUAAAGUCAGAAUUUAAAAAAUUUAGAUCAAUAUUUCAGAAUUUUUUUUUUUUAAAUUAAAACACGGGUGUUGAUUUGAAACCUUGUGGAGCGGAAAUCUAAAGUCAGAGGAGCUCGAAACAGCGAGCUUCCCGAGCUUUCAGCUGCAUCUCACUUGGCCUGGAUCGGAUCGUGAAUGGAGCUUUGUCAUUGCCCCGCUCAGUCCUGACAGCAGAGACCAUGCUUGGACAGAGACCUCCUGCUGUCCCUAAGUCCAGAGUAACACGUGAGGUGUUUGCUAGCUGAGUGUUCAUGAUGAUGAUUUUCCGUCUCCACACAUUCUCAGAUAAAACUGACUUGAAGGAAAAGGGAGAAUCUCAGAACUUUUUUUUUUUUUUUUUUUUGCCUCUGACUCCGACGAGGCAUUUUGUUCGAAGCAUACCGACGCCCAAAGCGUCCACACCGAGCUAAACCUCUGCCUUAAACCCUCAGCUCAAGAUCUCAGACGAGUUUGUCGACCUCAGUGCUCAGGAGUCGUGUGCGUUCUCUGUUGGAUUGCGGUCCAACGUGUGGCUCUGUGAAGGGCGAUGGCCACCGUGUUUCUGCAUCUGAGUCAUGUUCGCCACCUUGUAGCGUCCCACGCAGAUCUGUCAUCAGGCCCUGAGGUGGAAGUGGCUUCAGGAGCGUUGGUGUUUCGUGCUGUCGCACCACAGGACGUGGUCAGAAUCGGUUUGGUCUGAGCCAGGAGGCCUCGAGGUUUGAUGUCGUCACAGCUGCCUUUGACUUUGCCUUCUGACGUCUCCCGUGAUUCGGGUUUCGUAAACCGCAUCCUGUCGUAUUCUGUGAAUCCUGACGUCAGUGUCGUGACUGCAACAGUAUGAAUCAGAUAUUUUGAUUUAGAGAAAAGCCUUUUUUUUUUUUUUCCGUUUGUUUGUUUUUGUUUAUUAAAAAAAAGUGUUUGGUUGUAAAUACCUGUGAGAGGAAACCAGUGUCACCUUCCAUAGUCCCAACUAUGCAACAAGCACUGCUCCACCUGCCAUGACUCGGUGUUUAUGUCCUGUUCAGAAUAAUCAUGAUCUCACUGACUGAUGAUUCUCUUAAUGCCAGUGUUUUAUUGAAACGUGUCUGUAAUCACAUCAGGACAACAAAAAAAAAAAAAAAAGAAAUCUGCCAAUGAUCU
Messenger RNA from Toxotes jaculatrix (banded archerfish), 6515 nucleotides. RefSeq names its product guanine nucleotide binding protein (G protein), alpha 13b (gene gna13b). Lineage: Eukaryota; Metazoa; Chordata; Actinopteri; Toxotidae. Bases 50 to 1186 code for a protein of 378 amino acids. Gene Ontology annotation, cellular component: heterotrimeric G-protein complex; brush border membrane. Gene Ontology annotation, biological process: Rho protein signal transduction; adenylate cyclase-activating G protein-coupled receptor signaling pathway. The record is from RefSeq and is a predicted model, not a curated record. The transcript has 5 exons. Gene Ontology annotation, molecular function: guanyl nucleotide binding; GTPase activity; D5 dopamine receptor binding.